UCAGUAUUCUAUUAUGAAUGAAUAAGAGAAUGUAGGGCCUUAAAAUAUGAGUGCUAUUUCGACCAAUCUACUAAUUACAUGUCUGUACAAUACUUGUCUUUAUUCUCUGGCCUAUAAACUCGGAAAUAUUUCUAAGGGGAAUUACAUGCUAUGUUUUUUUCCUAUAGAUAGUUCUGGACAAACUUAAUUCCAUUAGAACAAAAGAUUUCCAACUGUCCUGGAUUAUUGGAACACUGAUCUUCUCUACCUUCUCAUAAACUUAUCUGAUAUUUACUCCAUGUGUGAAUAAUUCAAUUUGUGUAAAACAUUGAUAUGUUCAUAUCAUAAUUGUCUGAAUAAAAGGUACCACAUUUCUUAUCGUGGUAAUUAAAAAAACAGAAAACUUUAGAUCAAAUGUCUUUAUCGCACACCAUGAAAAAGGAUUUAUGGUGUUUCUUUCUUAUAUUCAUAAUUUACGUUAUCUACGGUUUUAAAUGCGCUUUGUGCGAAAUUGUCAGUAAUUCCAGUAGUAGUGGGAAGAUAGUCGAUCGACAAAUUAUGUGGAUAUCAAUCGGAUUCGGUGUUUUAAUUGCUAUUCUUAUCAUAAUUAUAUGUUGCCUACUUGUUCUAGUGUGCAAUCUUAGGUCAACAAAUGUUGAUUCGGAAUCAGAUACUUUUGAAAAGCCUGUUGUUAACCGGAACAACUGUUUUGUUGGUGAUCGUGUCCUGGCUACGUCUGCUCAACGUUAUCACUUUACUCAUCAGAAACAACAAAUGUUAGCUGAAUCAAAGUUUUCAGAUGUUCUUGAAAGAGGUAAUAGCCCUCCCAAAAUGUUGUAUCCCGAUUUAAAACUGAUCGGAAAAUUGGAAAUUGAGAAUCCAGGAUUCAUAGGUCCAUCAAGCAGUAAUAAUGGCGACAACAAUGAAAAAGCAAAAAGCUAAUCUAUGUUACAAUGCUUUUGUGGAUUUCCAAUGCUAGAUACGAUACGAUAUGGAUCUACUGAGCUGAAAAUUUUGAACCUGCAUUCGCCUUGUCGUCCUUCUAGCCAAACUGCUUAGAUUGGUUAGAGCUUAUCCCGGUUCAUGUAAUUUUUGCCUCAUUUUCUGUUAUAUUAAUGUAAUUAGGCUGAUACUUACAUUAGAGAAUGUGUUCUUGUAAUGAUGUUUACUGUUUCUGGUCUUAUUCUGAUGCAUGAAUUGCUCUGGUUUUUUGUAUGUAGUUCUCGGAUUAUUUUUACAGCUACUAUAAACAUGAUGAUUUUGAUGA
This is a messenger RNA of Heterobilharzia americana, 1246 nucleotides long. The record is from the annotation of a GenBank genome assembly. NCBI's taxonomy places the organism in Eukaryota, Metazoa, Platyhelminthes, Trematoda, Strigeidida, Schistosomatidae.